CUCUCGACCUCCAGCAUUUCGUAUUCUCCAACACAUCCAUUUCAUUUCUUUCUCAAUCUCUUCACACGGACAAUCUGUCUUCCAUAAUAUUCUUCACUUACCAUCACCGCUGAACUCCCUACUUCUUACCACAAAAUACCGCUCACAAUGCCCAAAGUACCCCUGAACCCACAAACUGCAGAAGAAAAGCUCUAUACGAAAUGGAUUGUUGCGCUGAGAAAAAAAGUCAUUUAUCUUGCUGAGCGUACCGAAAACAUCUACAAACUUUCCCACUAUCUCAACCAAAAAGACUUAGACGCGCUGGGAAUUGAGCUAUCUCAGAUGGAUUUCAGGACUGGUGUUCCCUCGGGCGCCCCGCAGUUUUUCAAACCUACCCAGAACAGUAACUGGACGUUGAAGGACACCAAAGAGCCCCCGGUUAGCCUGAACGAUGAACUCGAUAAGAUCGGUUUCGACCCUUUAUUUGAGAGUCCAGGCAGUGAUGGUUAUCAGACUGAACGGGCGGCUGCAGUUUUGAGCGUUCUCGAGAAACGUUUGCACCCACUGCGUGAGAAGAACCACAAUGUAUGCCAAUGGGAGCCUGUGCAGAAGGACUGUUUUAUGAAGCGAGUGGGCCUCCAUUAUAAGCAUGAUCUCUGGGAAAACACGAUAGCUCACCAAGUUGUGGGAAAGAAAAAGCCACAUCUUAUGCUGUUCAUGAAUACUUCUUGCAGUGCACAAGAAGGAAAGCUUGCAGCAACAGAGGCCUUUCAGAUCCUCCGAUAUAUGCUGUCGGAAAUGACACGACAGCUCUUUGCUGAUAUUGAAUCCCUCAACAAAGUCAAAUGGCCUGAUAGCUCUGCUUUGCAGCUAAUAUUCCCUGUACUAGCUUUCUCAGUUGUUGAGCCAGCCCAUUGUCGAUUCAUACAGUGUUAUUUUGAUGGAAAAGUGAAGAUACAAUUAAGCAACUUCGAGAAUUUGGAUGGGCGCCAAUUUCCAGAUCUUUUCGAAACGGUCAUCAGAUUGUGUAACCCAGUGCCGUGUGGAGAUACAAUGUCAGUUACUGCCGCUGGAGAAGAGAAUGUGAACCCCGAACACCUUGUAAAGCAUAUGGGCGCUCUACAUGUUAGGCGAAAUGAGGUAGCCACAGUGGAACCGGUGCCUUCUGCACUGCGAUCCGAAAGAGCACCGAUAAAGAAGUGUACGAGCAUUUCAUAGAGGGCUGAUUGCUACCUUUACCGGAAGGUGAAUUUAUUGGGACAUCUAAUAGCUGUUUGAUGAUCUUGAUUACUCUGGUUACAGGAGAGAACCUACUCAGUUCCCUAGGGAGCCAAUGUUCCCUGAUGAAGCAGUGCGGUAGACGCUGCAUUGUCAAAAGUCUUGCAGCCUCCUACCGUAAUUUCCCUCGAGGAUUCCCAGCACAAGCAGAUUAUCGAUUUCCGGAUGACGAAAUGCUCUUUUCAGGGGAAGAAAAUCAACCCCCAUUUUUGUAAUCGCUAUUAGGAUAUAUACUGUACUGUGGACUGACGUACUUCCGGGAUAGCUAAGUAUCAAAGACAUGAUCACAGUCUGCUCAGACUCAAAAUCUGCGCAAGCAACGAGCCAUCUUCGACAUCAUUCAAUAUGACUGUUCGCC
Paecilomyces variotii is the source of this 1615-nucleotide messenger RNA. RefSeq lists its product as hypothetical. Lineage: Eukaryota; Fungi; Ascomycota; Eurotiomycetes; Eurotiales; Thermoascaceae. The transcript is spliced from 3 exons. Bases 148 to 1197 code for a protein of 349 amino acids. The record is from RefSeq and is a predicted model, not a curated record.